AUGAUCCUCAGCUCCUCUGAAAAGGCGAUUGUUGGCGGGAGGCAGCCUCCAGCUGCAGCAUACGCUGGCUGGGCCGGCCCUGCCGUGUUUGCGCCUCGGCUGUGCGGGCGUCGCGGCGCUGCGCGGUACCUGUUGCUCGCGCUAGGUGGAGGCGGCGGCGGCGGCGGCGGCGGCGGCGGCGGCGGCGGCCGGCCGGGCCAGCCACGGGCGCCUCAGUCGCGCUCCGACCGCGCUGCCGCCGCCACGUGUAGCGAGCGCUGCGUGCCGCGUCUUCCCGCGAGUGUCGCGUCUGCGUCUGCGUCUACCUGCCGCUGCUCAGCAGCCGACCCGGGGCCCGGGCGCCACCCGCUGCUGACGUCAGCUCGAGGCGGCCGUCUCAUGGCGGCAGCUGAUAUGCAGCGUGACACCAAUUUAGCUACUGACCCAGCCCAAGCUGGUCGAAUCAACCAGAACGUACUCAUCCCUCCAUCUCCAGUCAACCAGCGGCUGGUGGCGUGUGUGGUAUACUGGGCAAAAUGA
Messenger RNA from Schistocerca serialis cubense, 519 nucleotides. Its product is annotated as homeobox protein Hox-D9-like. NCBI's taxonomy places the organism in Eukaryota, Metazoa, Arthropoda, Insecta, Orthoptera, Acrididae. The record is from RefSeq and is a predicted model, not a curated record. The coding region runs from base 1 to 519 and encodes 172 amino acids. The transcript has 3 exons.